Messenger RNA from Oryza brachyantha (malo sina), 1335 nucleotides. Its product is annotated as UBP1-associated proteins 1C. Gene Ontology annotation, molecular function: zinc ion binding; DNA binding. Gene Ontology annotation, cellular component: nucleolus. The coding region runs from base 111 to 1025 and encodes 304 amino acids. Gene Ontology annotation, biological process: negative regulation of transcription by RNA polymerase II; rRNA processing. The record is from RefSeq and is a predicted model, not a curated record. Lineage: Eukaryota; Viridiplantae; Streptophyta; Magnoliopsida; Poales; Poaceae. The transcript has 6 exons.
CCCUAUUGCCGCUACUGCGUCCUCAGCCCUCCCUCGCCGCACCCAAAACCCUACCCUUCCGCGUCGACGUAGGUAGGUGAAGGAGGCCGCGGCGGCGACGGCUGACGGCGAUGGUGUGGUUCCAGUGCGAGGACUGCGGCGAGAACCUCAAGAAGCCCAAGCUCGCCGGCCACUUCCGCUCCUGCUCCGCCUACAGGCUCUCCUGCAUCGACUGCGGCGAGUCCUUCAGCCAGGACACCGUGCAGGCGCACACCCAGUGCAUCUCCGAGGCUGAGAAGUAUGGUCCCAAGGGACAGAAUAAAGGGUCCAAUAACGCACAGGGCAAGCAGGACAAGCCAAAGCCGAAUGCUGAUGUUGAUAUCAACGUCGGGCUGUCAACUCAUCCACCUUGGUUCUGCAGCCUUUGCAAGACGACGACCACUAGCAAGCAAACACUCUUAUCACAUGCAGAUGGCAAGAAGCAUAGAGCAAAAGCAAAAGCCUUUCAUGCUUCUCAGAAACAAGCAAAUGGAGCUGAACAAACUCCCAAGGAAACUAUUGCUGCACCUAUGACAGAAUCAACACAAGUAAAUAAUGCGAAGAGUACUGAAAGUGAAAGUGGUGUGGGCAAAGAUGCAGUAAAAAGAAAGAGAGCAAAUGAUGCAACCUCAGAAGGGCCAGAUAACACGAAAAGACCGAACAACUCGAGCGUGAACUGCGGAGAAGUGAUACAAUCUGCAAAUGGAGAGCCAGAACACAAAGCAAAGAUCAAGAGUACUAAGGAUGAACUAGCUAGUAAUACUGACUUUAAAGAAUGUAAAAAACAGAAAAUUAAGUGGAAGAAGAUUAUUACCAAAGUACUACAGACUAAUCCAGAUGGAACUCUCAAGCUAAAGAAAUUACAAAAGCUAGUAACUAAGGAGCUUCUGGGAUGUGGUUUGAUCGAAGAUAAGGAGCAGUUGCAUGCUAUGUUGAUGGAUAAGAUUUCUUCAAGCUCCAGGUUUUCUGUUGAUGGCAAGCAAAUUAGAUUGGUUGCAAAGGAUUAAGAGCCAUGGAUCAUGCCCCUGAGGAGUGUGGACUGGUUCGUUCGCGUCAGAUCAAUGACGGCGUUUACCGUCCCGAUUUUGUUAUGGCGUAAAGCCGUGUUUUAGUUCUGUUAUUGAUACAUUAUUGUACCGCCUGAAUCAUCUGUACAAUCAUGGGGAACUGAUGUGAAUUUUGUAUUUGAUUGUUUUGGGAGCAACGGCUGAUCUGAUCUUAAUCUGAUAUUGGCAACACGUUAUGCUAUCAAUAACAAUCAAUAUUAUAGGACAUUGAUUUAUGAAUUCGAAUUAAAUAAUAUUUGUCUUGAAAGUA